Paramecium tetraurelia is the source of this 990-nucleotide messenger RNA. RefSeq lists its product as uncharacterized. Gene Ontology annotation, molecular function: protein binding. NCBI's taxonomy places the organism in Eukaryota, Ciliophora, Oligohymenophorea, Peniculida, Parameciidae. The transcript has 2 exons. The record is from RefSeq and is a predicted model, not a curated record.
AUGAAACGAGCACCUCCUUUGUCUUUAACUCUUGAUUACAUCUACGGAUUCUUAGCAUACGAUAAAAGGAGAACACUCUUCUAUGUUCACUUCUACAAUAAAUAAGAAAAGAAGAGGAGAGGAGGACAACAACAAUCAGAUUUGAAAUCAGAAUAACGAAAGCGAAUGGAGUAAAUGAAUUAGUAAAGUAUUAUGUUACCUGUCUAAUUCCAGAAAGAAAUGCUAUUAGCCAAGUAAGCCUUAUUACCUUACGAUGAUUCUCAUAAUGAUUGCUAAAGACACUUCGUUUACAUCACUUCUAGAAUUGCAGUUGUCUAUAAUCCAUUGAACAAUCAACAGAAGUUCUACGAAGGACACAGAUUCAAAAUCACUUGUCUAGCCAUUCAUCCAUUAAAGUGUUUUGUGGCCACAGGUGAAAGUGCUCCUAGACCUUGCAUUCACGUUUGGAAUGUGUUCAACACUGAACCAGUCAAAAUCAUCAGAACUAAUCAUAAGAAUGGUAUCUACGACUUGGUGUUCUCCAGAGAUUCCUUAUUUAUAGUCAGUAUAGGCAUAGAUGAAACCUAUUCAGUCUAAGUGACAUCUUGGAAGAAUGAAACUAUUAUAGCAUUUCGAAAUUCAGGGACAUUCCCAAUCUGCUGUGUUAUGUUCAACCCAUACAAUCGAUAUGAGUUUGCUACUUGUGGAUACUAGAAUAUCACCAUAUGGUCAUUACAAGGGAGAAACCUGAUUAGAAGUCAAGUCAUAUUAUCAGAUGAAGUCAAGUAUUCUAAUGGUUGUUUCAUCACCUGCUUAAGUUACAUCUCCUAUCUCUUAAGUGAUAAAGUAGAAAGUGACAUCAUUGUGGGCAAUAACUUUGGAGAUCUGGCUUUGGUUUCCUGUGGCAAAUACAUAGUCGUGAAAGAGAGCACAUCAAAAGAUGAUCAAUUGUUUGAAGAUAUCCUAAAUAUUGGGAGAUAAGGUUGUUAUCAUAACUUGUGGAGAAGAUGA